This is a messenger RNA of Daldinia caldariorum, 1068 nucleotides long. Its product is annotated as metal-dependent protein hydrolase. Gene Ontology annotation, cellular component: nucleus; cytoplasm. The record is from RefSeq and is a predicted model, not a curated record. NCBI's taxonomy places the organism in Eukaryota, Fungi, Ascomycota, Sordariomycetes, Xylariales, Hypoxylaceae. The coding region runs from base 1 to 1068 and encodes 355 amino acids. The transcript has a single exon.
AUGGCCGAAAGCGCAGCGAAGAGAUUGAAGACCUCGGACGGCGGUAGCGGCGUCAGGAUAGGUACGCACAACGGCCACUUCCACGCCGACGAGGCCCUCGCCGUCUACAUGCUGCGCUUGCUACCCACCUACGCCGACUCCUCACUCGUCCGCACGCGCGACCCGGCCCUGCUGGAGACGUGCCACACCGUCGUCGACGUGGGCGGCGAAUACGACCCCGCGCGCAACCGGUACGACCACCACCAGCGGACCUUCGACACCACGUUCCCGGGCCGGUCGACGAAGCUGUCGAGCGCGGGGCUCGUGUACCUGCACUUCGGCAAGUCGAUCAUCGCGCAGCAGCUGCGGCAGCCCGAGGACAGCGCCGAGGUGGGCGUGGUGUGGAACAAGAUGUACGAGUCGUUCGUCGAGGCGCUGGACGCCCACGACAACGGCAUCUCCGCCUACGACCCGAAGAAGCUCGAGGCCGCCGGCAUCGAGAAGGCCUUCAGCACCGGCGGCUUCACCCUCGGCUCCAUGGUCGCCCGCCUGAACCCCAACUGGAACGACCCGGCCCCCGCGGACCCGGCCCAGGCCCAGGCCGCCGAGGACGAGCGGUUCCUCGCGGCGAGCACGCGCAUCGGCGAGGAGUUCUCGCGCGACCUCGACUACUACACGCGGUCGUGGCUGCCGGCGCGCACUAUCGUGCAGGACGCGUACAAGAAGCGGUUCGAGUUCGACCCCGAGGGCCGCAUCAUGGUGUUCGAGGGCCAGUCCGUGCCGUGGAAGGACCACCUGUAUACCCUGGAGGAGGAGGAGGGAGAGUCCGCGAAGAAAGUCCUCUACGUCCUGUACCCGGAGAAGCCCGCGCCCGAUGCCAAGUGGCGCGUACAAUGCGUGCCCGUAUCCGACGGCUCGUUCCAGAGCCGGAAACCCCUGCCCGAGCCGUGGCGGGGCGCGCGUGACGAGCAGUUGGAUGAGGUCUCUGGGGUUCCGGGUGGUGUGUUCGUGCACGCGUCAGGGUUUAUCGGAGGAAACAAGACCUUUGAUGGCGCGAAGGCGUUGGCAGAAAAGGCAUGCGCAUUUUAA